This is a messenger RNA of Hypomesus transpacificus, 3744 nucleotides long. RefSeq names its product sodium-dependent neutral amino acid transporter SLC6A17-like. Gene Ontology annotation, biological process: alanine transport; L-leucine transport; glycine transport. The transcript is spliced from 2 exons. The coding region runs from base 1 to 555 and encodes 184 amino acids. Lineage: Eukaryota; Metazoa; Chordata; Actinopteri; Osmeriformes; Osmeridae. The record is from RefSeq and is a predicted model, not a curated record. Gene Ontology annotation, cellular component: synaptic vesicle; membrane.
AUGCAGGACCUGGAGGACAUGCUGGGUUUCAGGCCCUACUCCUUCUACUUCUACAUGUGGAAGUACGUCUCCCCUCUGUGUCUCACCAUCCUCAUCAUAGCCACCGUCGUCGAGUUGGCCAUCAGCCCACCAGGGUACAACGCCUGGGUCGAGGAACUGGCCCAGGAGCGUUUCCAGAGCUACCCUCCCUGGGCCCUGGCCAUGUGCUUCUCCCUCAUCGUGGUCGCCAUGCUGCCCCUGCCCGUCGUGUUCGUCGCCCGGCAGUUCAACCUCAUGUCAGACGGCUCCAACAAGCUGUCCGUCUCCUACCGCAAGGGGAUGAUGAAGGACAUCUCCAACCUGGAGGAGGUGGACGAGACCCGCUUCAUCCUGGGCGCCAAGAACCCCGGGGAGACACCUUCGCCGAAGCCCGUCAGUCGGGCCUACCUGGGCCCCAUCAAGCCACUGGCCGACCCCAACUCGCUGUCCCCCAACAGCUGCUACGGAACGAGCUACCAGAACGCCAUGAGCCCCCCCUCUCCAAACACGCCCACCACCCCAGAGUCGGACUCAUGAUCACUAGAGGUGUCCUUUCCAUGACUUGCCCCCCCCCACCUCCACCCCCACGACACCCACAUACAUAUUCACCAAUCAGGACACUUCACCACUCAGCGCCUCCGUGUCUCACUGUCUCCAUUAGGGGGACCUGCAGCACACCUUCGCACACGUUCUGAAUGACCUGGUCACGAGUGCACACACACACACACAGACUCACGUACACACACACAAACCCUAGAAUUUAGAGCAAUUUGUAGCUGAGGCUUCCAAACUAGGAACCAAACUGUGAAGGUAUCUGAUAUGAGUAUCCCAAAGAAAGACCCUUAGACUAGUAGUACAUAAACAAUAUGAGGUAUGUACUUAUUUUCUCCACUGAUCUUUAUGGGGGAUAACCUACAAAUAACAUUAACUUUGUAAAUGUUUCAUGUCUUGGCUUGUCAUUGCCUCAACACAGGGACUCUCAGUCAGGAAUAACAACAAUCACCCAGGCCCAGCUCUAGGUCCAGUCUCUACACGGCAGUUAACACAUGAGAUACAACCUUCUCUCGAGGAGAAGAGAAGUCUUGUUCUUGUUCAGUCCCAAAUGAUUGUGAGCCAUAAACUGUAAAGUAUUAGAUGCAAUGAUACUACGAAGACCCUUGCUAAAUGUGAGCAUUUGUUUCAGGCUAGGUUGGAGCCUGUUUAAGGUUUGUUUUGCAGUUGCCUGUAGGUUGCAAUCCUCCAAGGCCACACAAUUUAUAGCCAUGUGGUGUUGUAGUGUUUUUCUUUUUUUGUGAGGAAUCUUUCCUUGAGAUUUAAAGUGCCACGCAAUAUCAGAUUGAAAACGUGCAACCUCUCCCCUAUUGUUUGGCUGUUUUUGCAAUGCCAGCAGUUCGGAGGGCUUUUGUAUGAUGCAAAAUAUUAUCUAUGCUUAAGGCUGCUUUAGAGACAUCAUUUAGUCAAUACGCUGUAUGAGACAUAAGCUAGUAUACAUGUCAGAAUCAUGUUAGCAUCACAUUCCUACCUUGCGUCACAGUCUCAAUCGUGUUGUCCAAUUGGCUGAUAUUGUUCAACGUGUAAGAGUUGUAGAAAUUGCUACUACUUUUUUAUGUUACAUUUUGAUGUCAAAUGUUAUGGUCUAGUGAAACUAUGCUAUGUGUCAGAAAAGCAUUCAUACAGACACACAUAUUCCACCAAAGACUGAAAUGUAUAUAGCCAGUCAUAAGACACAUGUUGAAUGUGUUGAUCAUCACGUACAUACUCCACAGGCAGCAUGACCCUGAACACAUUUACUCCAUGCUGCUGUACUCAGACCUGAACUGUUUAAGGUGUCCAGUUUAAGUGUCUGAAAAGUACAUUAAAAGCACAUUACUUCUAAAAUAUAACUAGGAAUUGCACACCAACUGUACAGAUCCUUCCCCUGCACAGGUAAACAAAGGCACAGUUUGAGCACAGAACCAGUGAGCACACAAAUGAAUGUCAGGAAGCAUUUUGUCUCAAGAAGGUUUGCACUAGGCACAAACACUAGAUGCAGCCAAUGUGAUCAUUGUUGCACAGAUACAACUGAAUCCAAUCCAGUUCACAGUGAGAACUUGGUAAAAAGAGCCCCACUGAGCACAACACAAUAAACAACAGCGCUCAAUUCAAUUUUUUCUCCUUUGAAUCAAUCAGUUAUGGACCAAAUCACUUGGAUCACUUUUGGACCAAAUUUCCAAUUUGGGGAUAUCUCUAUUGGAUAUCGCUAUUAUUAUACGAUUGAUAUCCAUAUAUUCAUAGGACAAGCAGCACAAGGUUUUAGCACAUUGUAUCAAAGUAUAAUUUAUUAAUGAAAAAUGAGUACUUGAUUAGUUCAAACCUCUCAAAGGUAGUGUAACUUGAUCAGUUGAGGCACACCAGACUAUCUGAAUAGAUAAAUCCCAGUAACCCUAAGCAUGGACCACUCUCAUGUAACAACAUCACACAUUUAAGAUAUUUUCUGAAGAGGUUUCCUUUAUUUUUUUAUCACUGUGUUUAAAGCCAUGGUGUUAAUGAUGAAGAAAUUGACUAUAUUUCUAUUAAUAUUUAUUCUCACUGUGUAUGUGUUUCAUGAAAAAUUAGAAUAUGGUCAGCAAGUGUAUAUUUUCAUUGUGUGAUGUAUAUUUCAUUGUAUAUUUGAAGAUUUCUCUAUUUUGUAGUUGAUGUACCUUCUACUAUGAUUACUGAAGCGUAACAAGAGGACUGAGAGGGGAGGGUUUGUUUACCUUGCUUUGUGAUCUGUAGCCUCGUCAUGUGAUCCUGGUGUGGGGUCAUGUGAUCCUGGUGUGUGCUCAUGUAAUCCUGGUGUGUGGUCAUGUGAUCCUGGUGUGAGCUGAGGCUGCAGCUGAGGAGCAGCUCACUGGCUCUUGUUUGUCUCUCAGCUGCUUUACAGGAACUGUGUCCCCCUGGACCAGUCUCCGUUGGUGCACUACCUACUACCCUACCUGUCUACGUUUGAGGUACUCUAGAACACUCCUGUUUUUUCUCAGGGCUUGGCUAAAGAGCCAGUCCAUCUUGUGAUUGUAUUACAUCAAAUUCCUUCUAUCUUAAAGUAUGUAAAUAUGAUUGUGUCUGUGAGAUUCCACAACCAAUAAUCCAAUAAGUAAUGAUUCCAAAAUUAGAUCAAUUUAGUGAAUUAUAUAAAUGUCUUAAAAACGACUGGACUGUUUAUUAACAGUCAAGUUGGACAAAGUUACUAUUGAAUGUGAAUAUUACAUGCACUUUUUCACUUGAAUUACAAAAAAUGUUUUGCUUUUGUUGCCUAGAAAAUGAUAAGCUCAGUGUUUGCCCUUGCAUGGGCACUGUGUGUUUAAGCAAUAUCUUCUUAUAUAAACUGGCGGAGAAACAGCAAGUAAUAGCUGGUCGGAAGGAUAAUAUUCUGUGGGACAAAUGAAUACUAGAGGUAAAGAUUUGCCCCCUCAUACCCAGUGUUGUUGUGAUCUCCAUGUGAGCAUAAAUGUGAAGGUGCGUACAUUUGUCUGAAUGAGGGCGUGUAGUAUUUGUAGUAUUUGGUUCCUAAUAAUAAUGAGAUUCCUUUCAAAUCUUGGUGGGUGCAGGUCUUACCAAGCACAAGUUUCUAACAUGCCCCUUUAAUGUUUAAUAGAGGCACAUUUAGAAACCUCUCUAUGGUUAUCUUAUCACAAAGGAAGUUAUUCCUUCUUAUGUCAUGAUUCUACAGUAUGUAGGCUUCUGGUGAAAAUAAUAAUUGAGAAU